Messenger RNA from Felis catus (domestic cat), 4432 nucleotides. It is a transcript of the gene HRK, whose product is annotated as harakiri, BCL2 interacting protein. Bases 143 to 418 code for a protein of 91 amino acids. The record is from RefSeq and is a predicted model, not a curated record. Gene Ontology annotation, cellular component: mitochondrion. Lineage: Eukaryota; Metazoa; Chordata; Mammalia; Carnivora; Felidae. Gene Ontology annotation, biological process: positive regulation of apoptotic process. The transcript is spliced from 3 exons.
CAACAAACGCACAACACAAGGAGAAACUUGGUGUCCAGGGGAGGCCCCCGGCGGCUGCAGCGCGGCGGAGGCAGGCGCAGAGGCCGGAGGGAGCGGAGGCGAGGGGCGGCCCGAGCGCGGGGAGGGAGAGAGGCGAGCGGUCAUGUGCCCGUGCCCCCUGCACCGCGGCCGCGGCCCCCCGGCCGUGUGCGCCUGCAGCGCGGGCCGCCUGGGUCUGCGCUCGUCCGCCGCGCAGCUCACGGCCGCUCGGCUCAAGGCGCUCGGCGACGAGCUGCACCAGCGCACCAUGUGGCGGCGCCGCGCGCGGAGCCGGAGGGCGCCGGCGCCCGGCGCGCUCCCCACCUACUGGCCCUGGCUGUGCGCGGCCGCGCAGGUGGCGGCGCUGGCGGCCUGGCUGCUCGGCAGGCGGAACUUGUAGGAACGCGGGGCUUCUUGGUGGGGCCGGAGCCGAGACCCAGCCGGAGAGAGCAACAGGUUGGUGAAAACCCUGUGUCCUUGGAGAAAGCUGGUUCCCAUUUUCCUGAGGGGGAGCCCAGAGCUUGAAAGGCCGCAGUUGGCGCUUCGAGAAGGAAGUGGAGAGGCGUCUGGAGCCAUAGUAGCAACGGCGGAAAGGGACUGGGGAAGCCCUUUGCAUAUCCAGCUGCAGAAACAGACACCCCAAUGCUAUUUACAUACAGCUCUAUAUAUAAAAAAAGAAAAUAUGAAUAUUACUACUCAGUGCAUGUCUUGUCGAGGACACGGUCCCCUCCCUUUUCUGCACCUUCCCGUGUGAACUUUGAUGCUUCCGUGUCUGGGGCACCAGAAGUGAGGAUAAGCUCCUAUUUUCAGAAGUUUCUAGAAGGGCUAAAAAAAGAUGUGUGCUGGACUGAGACUUGGCUGCAAAGACUCUUCAGGGAGCAAUGAUUAUUUUUUUGCUUUCAUUAAAAAAAAAAAAAAAAACAAACCCAGGUAUUAUUCCUCUGUGCUGUGUCUCCCACACUGCCAUGUGCAAAGCUGAGAUGGUGGGGCACCAGGAUGCAGGUCACAACCCAGUCCCUAUGGACAGGGGGUCCGCUGGGCUGGUUAGCAGACACCCUUGCAGUUCUAAGGCCAGCAGGGGGAUCAGCCGUUGUUAAGGUUGACAUGGGGCUGAAUUAUUCCCCACAGGCUUUGUUGAAAAUUACCAGGUCCUUUAGAAUGUAGGACCUUUUAGUGCUGUUGCAAGCUGGGAGCUGUCUUUCUUUCUUUCUUUUAUCCAUGCCUUAUGUUUUCCUAAAUGGCCCUUUAAAGAAAAAUGUAACCCAAAGCUGCUGCAGGUGAGGGCGGUCCCCCCACCCCCACCCCCAGACAGCUUGUUGAGAAGGAAAGCUUGUUGAUAGAGAACUUGCUUCCUUUCCUCGAGGGAUCCCUCCCCACAGUUAUGUUUCCAGGGGAUGGGUGUGCAGGCAGCGUCUGCCCAGAGCAGCACGCGACAUCCCCACCAAGCCGCGAACUUAGAGAAGGCAAAUUAAUUAGAAUGAUAUGAAACACAGUCUCUGCUUCUGUAUCAUCAGUUUCUAAGCCAGACACUAGAGUCUUUCCAACUCACCCCAUUUUCUGGGGAGGGGGUUUCCAUUCCUAUAAUGAUAUGUGGUCACGGCUCUCUGCUGCUGUAAGCCUGUACCUUCUACGUGGCAGUGGGGCCAUGCUGCCCAUCUAGACACAGGGGAACGGGGGAAGGUCAGAGAAUCCCUUUUUCAACCCUGACUUGCCUACUAGCUCAUGACAUUUCCACUGGAGGAUCCAAACUCCAAAUGCCGGGGUUGGUAUUUGGGGCAAUUUUGAUUUCAAUGAAGCCGCACUGCUGAGAGACCUGGGCACCCAUGACCCUCCUGAUGGAGCUUUACAGCCAAGUCCCUUGUACAUAGUCUCUUGUAUUAAUAGAAACUGUGUAUUUACCUAAUCCCGGCUUUUUUCUUGCACAUCAUUAAUUUGAGUGCACUUCUCGACUGCCCCGAUUUUUGACAAGGGGUUGUUUUUAAUGCUUGUUUUUAUAUGAGAUUUGACUUCUUGAUGGACAUUUGUAUUAGGAAAUUGAAGCAUGAUAUAUAUGUCUAUAUUGUCUCCACCGUCUCUGAGGCUGCAUUACUUGGAUUGCAUGAGAUAGUGGGGUGGUGUAUUUUUUUUUUUAAAUAUUUCCACAGUGUGCAAAGUGCUGGCACCAUCCCUCCCUCUCUCCCCCGCUUUUCUCCGGCUGCCAAGGAGUCAUUGAUUUUGAUUAGCUUCACUGCAGAGCGUCUGUGAAGAGAGGGAGAGGGAGGGAGGCUUUGAAAUAAAUUUUAAAAAAGACCUCAUAUCGGGUUUCAGCAGACAGCAGUGUGUGUGUGUGUGUGUGUGUGUGUGUGUGCGCGCGCGCAUGUGUGUCAGUGCAAAGCAGAGGGAGGCCUCUGAGAUCAUCGUUUAGGUAGGUUGCUGCAUAAUGAGGUGAGGAGCAAACAGAAGGGCCUCCUUCCUGAUGGUGCUCGUUUGCUCUCAGAGGGUGGGGGGUCCAGGAGCCACAGGGAUUGGAGCCUCCUGGGGCUUCAACAUUCCCACUCCAAAUUAGAUCCAUUCCCUCCUGGAAGCUUCUCUCCCCUACCCCAGCCCCCAUUAGCAAAUAAGAUCUCUUAUCCCCAUUUCAAAUUUAGGGUUCCACUUCACAUUCCUUCUGGCACAGACAUAGCCUGAGUAGCAAGUUUCUAGGGGGGAAGCCCAUUUGCCUCUCUAGCUGCUGUCCAUGGUCCUAGGCCACGAGCAUCUCCUGGAACCCAGUCUCCCCCUUCCCGCCACCUUUCAUUGGGAUACUGGAGACUUCUUUUCCACUUCUUCCAGUGUCUCAUUUAAGAAAUUCUUUCCUCUUUUAACAAGAAGAUGGUGAUUUAAACAAUACUGUCACAGAACGAUGGAACUGUGACUUUGGUUUCAUAAUUUAUGUAGCUGAUCUCAUGUACUAUUAUCAUGUUUCUGACAGUGAUAAAAUAUCACUUCCCCUAGCUGGGAAAUUGGAGGAGCCUUCUUCUGAUCCCACACAGGUAUCUUUUGGGGACACUGGUUUGCCACUGUGGGCGUUUUGAGUGUCCGCCUGGUAUCAGAAGCUGCAGUGACCAGAACACAGGUUUUGCUCUUCUGUGUUGAUUCCAUUUCUUUUUCUGGAUCUUCCCUUAAGUCAGCCUGGGCCAACUGCAGAGUCAGAAGCUGCCUGGGAGGUGCGGGGGGUGGGGGGGACAGGCUAGACACCCUGGCCUAGUCCCAUAGGAGCUGAUGGAGGAUAUGGGUGUCAAAGGCACCAUUUUAAAGCUCAAACCAAAAGGUUCUUUUUUAAAAUACUAAUACCUACUUAUCGAGCACCUGCAGCGUGCCCAGUUGUAGAAUCCGGUCUGGGAAGAAACUCAGGUACGCAGCGUGGAGGGACAGCUCAGCUUGGCACCAGACAAUGUUAACUGUCCCUUUCCAGUCUGGUUCACAGUCAGGUCUGUCAGGUCAUACCCGUGAUCCCAAGCCUUGCUGGCAGAUUGUUCUAUAGUAUUUAUAUUUACUGAGCAUCAUACUAUCAUGAAGGCAAUUAAAAAGCCUGUGAUCUUAACUCGCUCCCAGCACGCAAAGACUGGUUCUUGCUGCUUCACAGAAUAAUGAAAGGCGUGCUCACCACCCCUGAGCACUGUGCUGAGUGUUUUACGUGUUUCCCCUCAGUUAUUCCUCACACCCACUCUGGAAGACAGUAGUUAUGAUUCCCAUUUUACAGGUGAGGAAGCUGAGACUCAGGGAAGUUUUGCAACUUAGCCUAAGGCCACACACAGAGAGUGAGGUGGCUGAGCCAAGAUUUGGACUCAGGUGUGUGUGACCCCCCCGCCCCCCCCCCAAGCCCAUGAGCUAACUGCCCUGCCACACUGGACUCCCUCCUGAGCUGGCCUUACUAGUUCAAGGACAAGCACAGCCUGGGGUCCAGCAGGGAGCAAGGGAGCCUGACUUAGGCCCACUGUAAGGAGUGUUGCAUUUGGGGGAUGCUCCAGGACAGGCUGGAUGGUUUAGGUGGGGGUUUUAUGUAUUUGUUCCCUGCCUUUUGUGUCCUUAAUAUCUAUAGGUCCCUGGGAGAAGCGUCUAAUUGGCAAACAGGGCCUGUUCAGCUGACUUCUUAGGACAUGGGAAGCUUUUCUUACCUCCCCUACCUGAACCCUUAAGUUCCUCCCCCCCAAGUUCUUUGCACUGUAAGUGCCCAGGAGCCUGUGUGUGUAUGUGGCAGGGAUGGUCAUGGGGGUGUCUGGAACCUCAGUGAGGCCUCUGGCUCAGCCAGAGAGGCAAUAAGUUUGGGAGCAUUCCGUUCUGGGCUCUAACCUUGCUGGUUUGUUGUGCUCUUUUGUAAGAGGAAUUUCAUACCUUGGAGACGCUUUGUACAUAUUUGUAAUGACUUUAUUAAAAAACUGUUUGUGCACUUCCA